CUCCGGCGGUCACAUGACUCCAGUCUAGAGCGCAGAUCGCACUGCGGCUCCCGCCUCGGCGAGUUCUCGCCCCCGCGCGGCCGUUGCCGAGGAGACGGCGCAGUCUCACGCCGCGUUGCCCCCUCUGCAGUAGCCCCCCCCCCACCGCCCUCUUCUCCCACCACAAUGAGAUCCUAAGAUGGCGGUGGCUGCGGCGGUUGGCGCCGAGUAGCUAAGGUAGAGAAGGCGGCCAUUGGGCCCUAGGCAGCCAGGGACCUUGUGGGCGCUCCCAGCUGCAGUCUCUAAGGGAGGACCGCUGCCAGUGGCGGAUCGUAGGGCCUGACCGCUACUCCACCCUUGGCAGGAGAGGCUGCUUCGUUUACAGGCAACAACUUUGAAGUGUGAAGCAGGAAAGGAGCCGUUUCUGAGCUGUAAAACUAGUUUUUAAACAGGUACUUGACUAUCUUAAGUACAGAGAAGAAAUUGAGAAGUUCCUCAAAUGAAACUGACUAAACAAAACAUAAAACCAGAUACUUGUGCAUUUUCUUCUCAGUUUCCAUUAGAAGUGCUUAGUACAUUUGAACACUGUAUGAAGACUUUCAAAACAGUGUACCAGAAAAUUAAUUGGUAAAACCAAGAUGGCCACAGGAGGAGGUCCUUUUGAAGAAGGCGUGAAUGAUCAGGAUUUACCAAACUGGAGCACUGAGGGUGUUGAUGACCGACUCAACAAUAUGGAUUGGAGUGGCCAACAGAAGAAAGCAAAUAAAUCAUCAGAAAAGAAUAAGAAAAAGCUUGGUGUCGAAAGUGAUAAGAGGGUAACUAAUGAUAUUUCUCCGGAGUCAUCACCAGGAGUUGGAAGGCGAAGAACAAAGACUCCACAUUCGUUUCCACAUAGUAGAUAUGUGACUCAGAUGUCUGUUCCAGAGCAGGCAGAAUUAGAGAAACUUAAACAGCGGAUAAACUUCAGUGAUUUAGAUCAGAGAAGCAUUGGAAGUGAUUCUCAAGGUAGAGCAACAGCUGCUAACAACAAACGUCAGCUUAGUGAAAACCGAAAGCCCUUCAACUUUUUGCCUAUGCAGAUUAAUACUAACAAGAGCAAAGAUGCUGCUAUAAGUCCUCCAAAGAGAGAAAUGGUUGGUUCAGCACAGUGUAAAGAGUUGUUCGCCUCUGCUUUAAGUAAUGACCUUUUGCAAAACUGUCAAGUCUCUGAAGAAGAUGGAAGAGGAGAGCCUGCUAUGGAAAGCAGCCAGAUUGUAAGCAGGCUUGUUCAGAUUCGUGAUUAUAUUACUAAAGCUAGUUCCAUGCGGGAAGAUCUUGUAGAGAAAAAUGAAAGAUCUGCUAAUGUUGAGCGCCUUACUCAUCUAAUAGAUCACCUUAAAGAGCAAGAAAAGUCAUAUAUGAAAUUUCUCCAAAAAAUCCUUGCUAGAGAAAAUGAGGAGGAGGAUGUUCGGACUAUAGAUUCAGCUGUGGGAUCUGGUUCUGUAGCUGAGAGCACAUCGCUAAACAUAGAUGUGCAGUCUGAGGCUUCAGAUACCACGGCCAGAGAUCCUCCGCAGGAGCCUAUGGAAGAGAUAGAAAAUUUGAAGAAACAGCAUGACUUAUUAAAAAGGAUGUUACAGCAGCAGGAGCAGCUGAGAGCUCUGCAGGGACGACAGGCUGCGCUUCUUGCUCUGCAGCACAAAGCAGAGCAAGCUAUUGCUGUGAUGGAUGAUUCUGUUGUAACAGAAACUACAGGGAGCCUAUCUGGAGUUAGUAUCACCUCUGAACUAAAUGAAGAAUUGAAUGAUUUAAUUCAGCGUUUUCAUAAUCAGCUUCGUGAUUCUCAGCCUCCAACUGUUCCAGACAAUAGAAGACAAGCAGAAAGUCUUUCAUUAACUAGGGAGGUUUCUCAGAGCCGGAAUCCUUCAGUUUCAGAACACUUACCUGAUGAGAAAGUACAGCUUUUUAGCAAAAUGAGAGUAUUACAGGAAAAGAAACAAAAAAUGGACAAACUGCUUGGAGAACUUCAUACACUUCGAGAUCAACAUCUGAACAAUUCAUCGUUUGUGCCUUCUUCAUCCUCUCCACAAAGAACUGUGGAUCAGAGAAGUACACCUUCAGCUCCCUCUGCGCCUUUAGGCUUAGCACCAGUUGUCAAUGGAGAAUCCAAUAGCUUCACAUCAUCUGUUCCUUAUCCUGCUGCUUCUCUAGUUUCUCAGAAUGAGAGUGAAAAUGAAGGACAUCUGAAUCCAACUGAAAAACUCCAGAAGUUAAAUGAAGUUCGAAAGAGAUUGAAUGAACUAAGAGAAUUAGUCCAUUAUUAUGAACAGACAUCAGAUAUGAUGACAGAUGCUGUUAAUGAAAACACAAAAGAUGAAGAAACUGAAGAGUCAGAUUAUGAUUCUGAACAUGAAAACUCUGAACCUGUUACUAACAUUCGAAAUCCACAAGUAGCUGCAACCUGGAAUGAAGUAAACAGUAAUUCUAAUGCACAGUGUGUUUCUAAUAACAGAGAGGGGAGAUCAGUUAAUUCUAAUUGUGAAAUUAACAACAGAUCUGCUGCCAACAUAAGGGCUCUGAACAUGCCUCCAUCUUUAGAUUGUCACUAUAAUAGAGAAGGAGAACAGGGGAUUCAUGGUGCACAAGGUGAGGAUGAUGAGGAAGAAGAGGAUGAAGCAGAAGAUGAGGGAGUCAGUGGGGCUUCAUUAACUAGUCACAGGAGCAGUCUGGUUGAUGAAGCUCCAGAAGAUGCUGAAUUUGAACAGAAGAUCAAUAGACUUAUGGCUGCAAAACAGAAACUGAGACAGUUACAAGAUCUUGUUGCUAUGGUACAGGAUGAUGAUGCAGCAGAUCAUGGCGUUAUCUCUACCAAUACUUCAAAUUUGGAUGAUUUCUACCCAGCAGAAGAAGAUAAUAAACAAAAUGCAAAUAACACUAGAGGAAAUGCCAAUAAAACACAGAAAGAUGCCGGAAUAAAUGAGAAGGCACGAGAGAAAUUUUAUGAGGCUAAACUACAGCAGCAACAGAGAGAACUCAGACAAUUGCAGGAAGAAAGAAAGAAACUGAUUGAGAUUCAAGAGAAAAUUCAAGCAUUGCAGAAGGCAUGUCCUGACUUACAGCUGUCAGCCACUAGUGCGGGUAAUUGUCCCACAAAAAAAUAUAUCCCAGCUGUUACUUCAACCCCGGCUGUUAAUGGAAAUGAAACUAGUACAAGCAAAUCCGGUUUUGAGCCUGAAGAUUCUUCAGUAGUCGAUAACGAGCUGUGGUCAGAAAUGCGAAGACAUGAGAUGUUAAGGGAAGAGCUACGACAAAGGCGAAAGCAGCUUGAAGCGCUCAUGGCGGAACAUCAGAGGAGGCAAGGUCUAGCCGAAACUACAUCUCCUAUGGCUGUGUCAUUGAGAAGUGAUGGAUCUGAGAACCUGUGUACACCUCAGCAGAGUAGAACAGAAAAAACAAUGGCAACUUGGGGCGGUUCUACUCAGUGUGCACUGGAUGAGGAAGGAGAUGAAGAUGGUUAUCUUUCUGAAGGAGUUGUUCGGACGGAUGAAGAGGAAGAAGAAGAAGAGCAAGAUGCCAGUUCCAAUGAUAACUUUUCUGUGUAUCCUCCUAACAGUGCGAAUCAUAACUCUUACAACGUAAAAGAAACUAAGAAUAGGUGGAAGAACAAUCGCCCUUUUUCAGCAGAUGGAAAUUAUCGUCCUUUAGCUAAGACAAGACAGCAGAAUAUCAGCAUGCAGCGUCAGGAAAACCUUCGUUGGGUGUCAGAACUCUCUUAUGUAGAGGAGAAAGAACAAUGGCAAGAACAAAUUAAUCAGCUAAAGAAACAGCUUGAUUUCAGUGUCAAUAUUUGUCAGACUUUGAUGCAGGACCAGCAGACGCUAUCUUGUCUGCUACAAACUCUUCUCACGGGUCCUUACAGUGUGAUGCCAAGCAAUGUUGCCUCCCCCCAGGUACACCUUAUCAUGCACCAGUUGAACCAGUGCUAUACUCAGCUAACAUGGCAACAGAAUAAUGUGCAAAGGUUGAAACAAAUGCUAAAUGAACUUAUGCGCCAACAAAAUCAGCACCCAGAAAAACCUGGAAGCAAGGAAAGAGGCAGCAGUGCAUCACACCCUUCUUCUCCCAGUUUAUUUUGUCCUUUCAGCUUUCCACCACAGCCUGUAAAUCUGUUUAACCUACCCGGAUUUACUAAUAUUUCAUCAUUUACACCAGGUAUGAAUUUCAGCCCUUUAUUUCCUUCUAAUUUUGGAGAUUUUUCUCAGAAUAUUUCUACACCCACUGAACAGCAGCAACCAUUAGCCCAGAAUUCUUCAGGGAAAACAGAAUAUAUGGCUUUUCCAAAACCUUUUGAAAGCAGUUCUUCUGUUGGAGCAGAAAAACAAAGGAAUCAAAAACAGCCUGAAGAGGAGGUGGAAAACAGUAGGACACCAUGGUUAUAUGACCAAGAAGGUGAUGUAGAAAAACCAUUUAUCAAGACUGGAUUUCCAGUGUCUGUAGAGAAAACUACAAAUAGUAAUCGCAAAAAUCAAUUAGAUACCAGCCGGAGAAGACGCCAGUUUGAUGAAGAGUCAUUAGAAAGCUUUAGCAGUAUGCCUGAUCCAGUGGAUCCAACAACAGUAACCAAAACAUUCAAGACAAGGAAAGCAUCUGCACAGGCCAGCCUGGCAUCUAAAGAUAAAACUCCUAAAUCAAAGAGUAAGAAAAGGCAUUCUACUCAGCUGAAAAGCAGAGUUAAAAAUAUUGGGUAUGAAAGUGCCAGUAUGUCUAGCACAUGUGAACCUUGCAAAAGUAGGAACAGACAUUCAGCCCAGACUGAAGAGCCUGUUCAAGCAAAAGUAUUCAGCAGAAAGAAUCAUGAGCAGCUGGAAAAAAUAAUAAAAUGUAGUAGGUCUACAGAAAUAUCUUCAGAAACUGGGAGUGAUUUUUCCAUGUUCGAAGCUUUGCGGGAUACUAUUUAUUCUGAAGUGGCUACAUUAAUUUCUCAGAACGAAUCUCGUCCACAUUUUCUAAUUGAACUCUUCCAUGAACUUCAGCUUCUUAAUACAGACUACUUGAGACAAAGGGCUUUAUAUGCAUUGCAGGACAUAGUAUCCAGACAUAUUUCUGAGAACCAUGAAAAAGAAGGAGAAAAUGUAAAAUCAGUGAAUUCUGGUACUUGGAUAGCAUCAAACUCAGAACUUACCCCCAGUGAAAGCCUUGCUACCACUGAUGAUGAAACUUUUGAGAAGAACUUUGAGAGAGAAACACAUAAAAUAAGUGAGCAAAAUGAUGCUGAUAAUGCUAGUGUCAUGUCUGUAUCUUCAAAUUUUGAGCCUUUUGCAACAGAUGAUCUAGGUAACACUGUGAUUCACUUAGACCAGGCAUUAGCCAGAAUGAGGGAAUAUGAGCGUAUGAAGAUUGAGGCCGAAAGUAGCACAAACGUGAGAUGCACCUGCAGGAUUCUUGAGAAUGAGGAUGGUGCUGCUGCCACAAGUGCGGUUACUAACUCGGAAGAAACUCCUCUUGAAAAUCAUGGUCCACAACAACCUGUAAGUGAAGUUUCUACUGUCCCAUGCCCCAGAAUUGAUACUCAGCAGCUGGACCGGCAAAUUAAAGCCAUUAUGAAAGAAGUCAUUCCUUUCUUGAAGGAGCACAUGGAUGAAGUAUGCUCUUCUCAACUUCUAACUUCAGUAAGACGUAUGGUUUUGACUCUCACCCAGCAAAAUGAUGAGAGCAAAGAAUUUGUAAAGUUCUUUCAUAAACAACUGGGAAGUAUAUUACAGGAUUCACUGGCAAAAUUUGCCGGCAGAAAACUGAAAGACUGUGGAGAAGAUCUUCUUGUAGAGAUAUCUGAAGUGUUGUUUAAUGAAUUGGCUUUCUUUAAGCUGAUGCAGGAUUUGGAUAAUAAUAGUAUAACUGUUAAACAGAGGUGCAAAAGGAAAAUAGAAGCAGCUGGAGUGAUACAGUCUUAUGCCAAAGAGGCCAAAAGGAUUCUUGAAGGAGAUCAUGGCUCACCUGCUGGAGAAAUUGAUGAUGAAGACAAAGACAAGGAUGAAACUGAAACAGUUAAGCAGACUCAGACAUCUGAGAUGUAUGGUGGUGAUGGUCCCCAAAAUGUGAGAUCGGAUGUUUCUGAUCAAGAGGAGGAUGAAGAAAGUGAAGAAUGUCCGGUGUCCAUUAACUUGUCCAAGGCUGAAACUCAGGCUUUGACUAAUUAUGGAAGUGGAGAAGAUGAGAAUGAGGAUGAAGAAAUAGAAGAAUUUGAAGAGGGGCCUGUGGAUGUCCAGACUUCACUUCAGGCUAACACCGAAGCUACAGAAGAAAUGGAACACGAUGAUCAGGUACUACAACAUGACUUUGAAAAAUCAGGAGAAAGCAAAAAUGUCCCAUCAGAACAAGAACCCACUACUAAUAAAGAUGACCAUGAUAGCACUCCUGUGAAACCCUGUUACCUCAAUAUCUUGGAAAACGAGGAACCUUUAAAUAGCGCUGUUCAACAGGACACUCUCACUACCAUUGAUUCAUCUAAACAGCCUAAUCCUUUGCCUUUACCUUUAACUGAAAUCGAAACCUUGGUGCCUACAGUCAAAGAAGUUAAAUCUGCUCAGGAAACUCCCGAGAGCUCUCUGGCUGGAAGUCCUGAUACUGAAUCUCCGGUGUUAGUGAAUGACUAUGAAGCAGAAUCUGGUAACAUAAGUCAAAAAUCUGAUGAAGAAGACUUUGUGAAAGUUGAAGAUUUACCACUUAAACUGACAAUAUAUUCAGAGGCAGAUCUAAGGAAGAAAAUGGUAGAAGAAGAACAGAAAAACCAUUUAUCUGGUGAAAUACUUUGUGAAAUGCAGACUGAAGAAUUAGCUGGGAAUUCUCAGACACUAAAGGAACCUGAAACAGUGGGAGCCCAAAGCGUAUGAGAUGUCUUCUGAGACUCAUCUAACUCGCUUUACGUUAGUCAAUGCAUAUAUGAACGUGGCACUAAAUAAACAUCUGUUUUGAUCUGUAUAAAAAUGUAAAUUAGUUUGACACUGCAUUCUUGAUAGGUGUGCUAAUUUCUGCCCGUGGCAGUUUAAAACAUCAGAAACUGAAUUCUGGACAGAUUGAAGCCUUGAUACACUGUGGGGUUGUUUGUUUUUCUUCUUUCUUUCCUUUUUUUGGUCUUCAUUUUGGUUUUCUUUUUCCUUUUUUGUGAUGUUUGGCAUCGUUAAAUUUAAGAUGUAGUUUUAAAUAAAGUUUGGACUUACCUGUAAAGUACCUUUUUUUGAAAUUAUGUUGAGUUCUAUACAGUAAGUCACUGUUCUGUAUGACUAGGAUAUUUAGAGGAGAGCAAGAAUUUGAAGAAAUACAGAAUUUUAGCCGGCUGUUAGAUCAGGCUUCCAAGUAAUGUCAGUAUUACUGCUUUUCAGUCUAGAUACCUGCAUGUCUUAUUCUGUGCAGGAUUAGGGAAAAUUAUAAAGGUAUUCAGGUUAUUGGUGAAGUUACUAUAAAAUGUAAGUAUUAAUUAUCAGAUAAAUAUUUUCCAGAAUUCAAUUCCUAUCUGUGUUGCCACGGUCUUUAAAAAAAAAAAAAAAAGUGUUACAUAAGUAGGAAGUUUUUCUUCACAAACAAGUAACACUGUGAUUAAUUUUACAUGAAAAACCAAACCCUUUCAAGUAGGGAUUGUAAAACUGAAUUUUAUGUACCAGAACAUUAAGGCUCUAUAUGCCUUCAGACGAACUUGCGUUUUGAGAUAGCAGUUGAUUCUGUGUGUGGUGAGAGAAGCAGAUAUGUAGAUUAAGUAUUAAGUAUUAAGUAGGGAACAUCUAUGGGAUGUCUUCACUACCAGGCUGAUCAAUUUUUCAAAGGUGAAUUACUUUUAGAUCGCAAACUUGCCAUAUACCUAAGUAAGGCUUCACAGAGCCAGUUAAUGGUGAAGUCAGUCUGUUAGUCUUAGAGGUUGUUUUUGUUUUUGUUUGAAUAAAAUAUACAGAAUUAGUUUCAGUUAGUGGUAUAUGAAACUUACUAACAAUUUACUGAAAUACCCCAUUAGAAAAGAAGUUGGUUGGUAUUCCUUUAAAAGUCUUAGUUGCAUUAUACUUCAGUGUAAAAUAAUAAUGCCUCUUCAGGGAGUGUUAAAUGAAGAUUUCCCUAUGAGGACAUUCACUGUAUUGCUAAUUAAUUUAAAUUUACGUGAGGUAUAGAUCUCCAGCAUUAAUUAAAAAACCCAUUCAGAAGACUAUCAUUCAGAAUCAGGAAUUCUUACCCAGUUGGCCUGACUCCCAGGAAACUAAAACAAUAAAUUAGAUUAUAUGUAUAUUUAAGUUCUAUACCUGUAUAUUUUCUAGACUCUGAAAAGAAAGAGGAGAAUUUCAUGUGUUGGCACUCAAGCCGAGCCUUACAUAUAUAACGGCCGUGUGUCUCUACAUGCAGAUUAAAGUUCAGUCCAGUGAAGACCUGUACUUCUGAGUUCUUUUCCCAGCACCUAUGAACCUUAUUUCACUAACUUGUGUUAGAGCUGCUGUCACCUACUAUUGUUUUCUGUUUUAGAAGAUAAUUCCACUUUAAAAUACCUGGGGCUGAAGAUCAGAUAAUUUGCUUUAUUCUUAAUAAAUACUGCUCAAAGGUUAAGCAUUAAAUAUUCAUGUUCAUUAAUUUUUAAGGUGAAAUUUGGGUUAUAGAUAAAAUAGGGAGAAAAGGUGAAAGUGAGUGAGAGAGAACCUGUGCAGGUUGAGAGAAUGCUUACAAUAGUGAGCUUACCAAACUGGGCAGAUAAUCUUUGUAUUUUGUGACAUUAACUCUGGGUACAUGCGUUUUCACUGUGAAUAAAUAUCUAUCCUCCAUCCAAA
Molecule: messenger RNA, 8756 nt
Organism: Mustela lutreola (European mink)
Lineage: Eukaryota; Metazoa; Chordata; Mammalia; Carnivora; Mustelidae
Gene: PCM1
Product: pericentriolar material 1
Exons: 41
Coding region: 618-6848 (2076 amino acids)
Biological process (GO): centrosome cycle; cilium assembly; intraciliary transport involved in cilium assembly
Cellular component (GO): centriolar satellite; centrosome; ciliary basal body
Source: RefSeq, a predicted model, not a curated record